AUGGCCCUUCCUAGACUGCCUAUUACCUUGAAGAACCAGAGAUGCUCCCUACAAACCGAGGAGUACAACACCCUCAAAGACAAUGAUAUUGUAUACAUUGUCGACGACAACUCCCUGAUGAGAUGGGUGGAUAGAAAGCUGGGGAUUGUACCCUGGACACAAACUCGUGAUUCACUGGCCCUGCUUACCAGUAUAUGUGCCGAAUGGGGCGACCAAGGCCAGGCUAUCAGAGCCAUUUUCGACGGCAGAAGCCCUGUUGGAACUGCAAAUAUGGCAAGCACUCUUCUACGGCUUGUUCAGCGAUACUUUGGUGACUUCAUCUACGGACAGACCAAAGCGUUAAACAUCGUUGUCAUCUCAGAUAGAGCUUUUUCCGAGGAGUUGGCCAACACGGUAGCCUGGACUGUGCAGCAACAAGAAGUAUUCAAGGUGCCUGAGGAGCAUUUGGGAAUUCAGUUUGUCCAAGUUGGUGCAUAA
Messenger RNA from Candidozyma duobushaemuli, 477 nucleotides. RefSeq lists its product as uncharacterized. The transcript has 3 exons. The record is from RefSeq and is a predicted model, not a curated record. Bases 1 to 477 code for a protein of 158 amino acids. NCBI's taxonomy places the organism in Eukaryota, Fungi, Ascomycota, Pichiomycetes, Serinales, Metschnikowiaceae.